This is a messenger RNA of Pyricularia oryzae 70-15, 306 nucleotides long. RefSeq lists its product as uncharacterized. The transcript is spliced from 2 exons. NCBI's taxonomy places the organism in Eukaryota, Fungi, Ascomycota, Sordariomycetes, Magnaporthales, Pyriculariaceae. The coding region runs from base 1 to 306 and encodes 101 amino acids. The record is from RefSeq and is a predicted model, not a curated record.
AUGCCUUGCAGACAUUCUCGUCAGAUUGGGUAUCUCCUCUUUGGGACAAUAUAUCUCGGAGCAAGCUUGAAGAACUCCGUAAUGGCUGCCACUGCUAUAGUUUCAGGAGAAAAUGCGCAUAAAAACGGGCGAGUCCCUGUUGCCAGGUACAUGUUCUGGGGUACGAGGGGCGCGGUCAUGGACCAGCUAAAGUUGACGAUCAUGCCGUUGAGACAGUUGUCCCGCUUGGACGUCCCUGUGCACGAUGCUAACGUUCUGCAGGCUCUGGAGGUCGUUUCAUCAUGUGCCAGAUCCAGUGUUGCUUGA